UCGCUGGUGGAACUGUGCCUGACCCCAGCGCGCAGCGAAUCACCGCCAGAAAUCCAUCAAUCAACCAGCAGGGAGGUCAGGGAGCAUUGGAUAAGAUGUCCGCCCAAAUGCAGCAGCACAAAGCACACGUGCGCAAGACCAUGCGCCAAGCGUCCAGCGAAAACACCUUCGCGCUCGAGGAGCUCGCAGACGAGCUCAAGGACGCCAAAAACUGCCUCACGCGAGCGAAGCGGCCGCACGUCAAGGCGCUGCUCGCGGCGCAGAUUAGAUAUGCGGCGGCCGAGGAGCUCCGGUUAUUAUCGGGCGACGACGCGCCGGCGAGCGUUCCAAACGACCGCAUGGCGUUCAGUGCGGACGCGGAGAAUCUCGCGGCGGACCUGGCCGAGGCCAAGACGUUGUUAGCGAGGGCCAAACGACAAGAAACCAAGAGUCGGUUAGUAGCCUACGUGCGCGCCGCGACCGCCCGGGAAGUGGAGGUGCUCGCGGCGCAGAAUACGCCCAAGGCCGAGCCGUCCAAGGAGCACGAGCCGCAAGACGACGCCCCCAAGGCCGAGGCCGCGGGCUACGUCGAGCGCGAACCGUCGCCAGAAGACGCGCGGGCGCUCCACGCCCUCGCGGCGGACGUGGGCGUCAAGGCGCCGCCGAAGAAGCUGCCUCCCUCAAAAGGUGUGGUCGUGUCGGCGCCCGUCGAAGCGAGAAAAGCGCCGCCCGCGGCGGCGCCGCGCUUCGACCGCAGCGGGGCCGAGGCGCCGCCGCCGCUCGGCGCGGGUGCCGACGUGCCGGACCGGGUCGCGUCGAUCUGGGAGAAGGCGAAGCAGGACACGCUCGCCGACGAGAUGGAGGCUGCUGCCGCCGCUGACCGCGCCGCGGCCGAAGCGCCAGCGCCGGCGCCGCCCAGGAGGAAGGCGGACCCGCCGCGGUCGCGCGCCUUCGACGGCUGCAAGAAGGGCUUUUUAGGUGGUUCUGCGCCGGCGAAGAAAGUUACAGAGCCGCCGCCGCCGCCGCCGGUGCCGACGAAGAAGCCGUCGGCGAGCCUCUCGGACUUCGCGCGCAAGCUGCCGCCCGCGAAGGACCCGCAGAUGCACCACCGCCGCGCGGCGGCCUACGAGCGGCACCGCGAGCGCGAGGCCGCGGAGAAGGCAAAGCGCGAGGCCGAGGCCGAGGCCAAGACCGCGCGGGCCGCGAGCCAGGGCGCGGCGGAGGCCGCGGCCGUGCUCGAGAAGGCCGCCGCGGCCGCGUCGAAGGCCGCGGCGGCGGCGCCCGCCGCGCCGCCGAAGCCCCCGCCCGCGACCGGCAACGAUCCGAAGGUCGACGCGCUCGCUUCUAAAUUGAGAACCAUGGGCAACAGCAAACGCAUGGACGAGGUGCCGAACUGCCCGCCACCACAACCAAUCUCCGAGCCGGCGUCGACGGCGCCCCGCCCCCUCAAAGCGCGACCACCAUCUACUACCGAAAAGACCUUCGUCGCCGUCACGGCGUUCGGCUGGGAGCAGGGCGAUCGCAAGAGCCCCUGGGCGCGCGUCUCCGUGCCUUUGACCGGUGUCGCGCCGGACCAAGUCACGUGCUCGUUCGGCGAGGACGCCUUCGACCUCCAGAUACGAGGUUUAAGGGGAAAGGACUAUCGGUUACGACGGAACGCUUUAGGUGGCAACAUCGAUCCCGCGAAAUCGUCCUACAGCGUGUCCGGCGGCCGCGUCGUCGUGAAGCUGCGCAAGGUUCCGCUCGAGGACGGUUCGUUUGUGGAAUGGGAGGAGCUGAGCUGCCCCGGCGGCGACCGCGAGAAAGCCGUUGAUAACGCGCCGCGCAAGCCCGGCGGCGAGCCCUACGACAUCGCGCGCAAGCUCUACGAGACGGGCAACCCUAUAAUCAGAGAGAAGAUUGGGGCCGCGGCGACGCGGCACCGCGACCGCAUCUUCGCGCAGGGCUGCGACAGCCCCCUCGAGGAUGUUUUGAAAGAGCACGGCGGCAAGCUCGAGGAGAUCCUGCGACGGAACAAUCCUUUGAAAGAGAAGCUGUUCGACUCGGGGCUCGGCGAGUAA
Pelagomonas calceolata is the source of this 2039-nucleotide messenger RNA. The record is from the annotation of a GenBank genome assembly. NCBI's taxonomy places the organism in Eukaryota, Pelagophyceae, Pelagomonadales, Pelagomonadaceae.